Striga hermonthica is the source of this 1428-nucleotide messenger RNA. The record is from the annotation of a GenBank genome assembly. Lineage: Eukaryota; Viridiplantae; Streptophyta; Magnoliopsida; Lamiales; Orobanchaceae.
AUGUCGAAGCCAGGGGCCGAUCCAUCGCCACACCCGCCGAAAGAGCAGCUUCCUAAUGUUCACUACUGCAUAAGCAGUCAUCCUCCAUGGCCUGAAGCUAUCCUUCUGGGAUUCCAACAUUAUGUGGUCAUGCUCGGCACAACCGUCAUGAUUCCUUCGGCCCUUGUUCCUCAAAUGGGAGGAGGAAAUGAGGAGAAAGCAAGGGUUAUACAGACUUUGCUGUUUGUUUCUGGACUAAAUACGCUGUUACAGUCAUGGUUCGGAACUCGUUUGCCUGUAGUGAUUGGAGGAUCUUACACCUUUGUGGCCCCCACAAUCUCGAUUAUCUUGUCCGGAAGAUGGAACGAUCCGGAUCCUAUAUCGAGGUUCAGGAAGAUAAUGCGGGCCAGCCAGGGUGCAUUAAUCAUUGGCUCGAUAAUUCAAAUGGUCUUAGGCUUCAGUGGGCUUUGGCGUAAUAUCGCAAGGUUUUACAGUCCUAUUUCAGUUGUUCCUUUGAUUGCCCUUUCGGGUUUCGGGCUGUAUGAACUCGGUUUUCCCGCUGUUGCUAAAUGUGUGGAGAUUGGAUUGCCUGAGCUCAUCCUUAUUGUGUUCUUUACUCAGUAUCUACCGCAAAUGACAAAAUCGGGAAAAAUUGUCUUUGAACGGUUUGCAGUUCUUAUUACUGUGGGAAUUGUGUGGCUUUACGCACAUUUACUUACUAUCGGUGGAGCUUACAAUCGAGCUGCAGAUAAAACGCAAGCAAUGUGUAGAACUGAUCGAGCCGGGCUUAUUGAUGCUGCUCCUUGGAUAAGAAUACCGUAUCCUUUUCAAUGGGGGGCACCUUCGUUUGAUGCUGGCGAUGCAUUUGCCAUGAUGAUGACUUGUUUUGUUGCUCUUAUAGAGUCGACUGGUGCGUAUAUAGGCACUUCUCGCCUUGCAAGUGCAACCCAAAUGCCACCUUCGAUCCUCAGUCGAGGCAUAGGCUGGCAGGGUGUCGCGAUCUUGUUGUCCGGGAUGUUUGGAACUGCGAACGGAUCAUCUGUAUCAAUCGAAAAUGCUGGCUUAAUCGGACAGACACGUGUCGGCAGCCGAAGGGUCGUGCAGAUAUCUGCUGCAUUCAUGAUCUUCUUUUCUAUUCUUGGGAAAUUCGGAGCAGUUUUUGCUUCGAUCCCGUCAUCGAUUAUGGGUGCAUUGUACUGUAUAUUCUUCGCCUAUCUCGGUGAGUACUCGUUCAAUGACAUAGUUAACGUCCCGUUUUCGUCAAAGGCAUUUGUGGCGGGUAUUUUGGCAUAUUUACUGGACAAUACACUGGAGAAAAAGGAUGCACAGGUAAGGAAAGACAGGGGAAAACACUGGUGGGAUAAGUUUAGCGCGUUUAAAACCGACUCAAGAAGUGCCGAGUUCUAUUCGCUUCCGUUUAACCUCAACAAGUAUUUCCCGUCCGUGUGA